AUGAGACUCUCCGUGGCCUGUGUUUUCUUCUUCGCCCUGGUCACCGGUACCCAGGCUCUCAUCGCUAGGAGGCAAUCGGGAGGUUGCACGUGUGGCAACAAGGAGUACAGCAGCAGGGACAUCUCCGAGGCCAUCGAGGCCGCAGAAGACGGAGGAGCUGGCGACUACCCUCAUCAGUACCAUGAUUAUGAGGGAUUUUCUUUCCCGUCGUGCAGUGGGACAUUCUACGAAUUUCCCCUCGAAAGUGGCGACGCAUACGACGGUGGUAGCCCCGGAGCAGACAGGGUGAUUUACGACGACGAUGGAGAUUUCUGCGCUUGCCUCACUCACACUGGCGCAUCCGGAAACGACUUCGUCGAAUGUGACUUCUAA
Messenger RNA from Gloeophyllum trabeum ATCC 11539, 372 nucleotides. RefSeq names its product ribonuclease T1. Gene Ontology annotation, molecular function: RNA nuclease activity; RNA binding. The transcript has 4 exons. The record is from RefSeq and is a predicted model, not a curated record. Bases 1 to 372 code for a protein of 123 amino acids. NCBI's taxonomy places the organism in Eukaryota, Fungi, Basidiomycota, Agaricomycetes, Gloeophyllales, Gloeophyllaceae.